AUGCGUAAUGCUGGUCUAAUUUUAUUUUUAUUUGAAAAUUGUUUUAUUUCAAUAUUGACUGCUAGUUAUCAUGAAGAAAAAUUAAUUCGAACACUGCUAAGUGACACUAAUUAUUCGAAAAAAGUUCGUCCAAACGGUAUUGUUAUUGUCGAUUUUCGUCUAAUAUUCAAUCAAAUAAUUAAUAUGAUUGAAAAAGAACAAAUUAUGGUAUCAAACGUAUUUGUUGAUCAAAAGUGGAAGGAUUCACGUUUAAUGUGGAAUCAAGCAGAAUAUGAUAAUAUAACAUUGUUAAGAAUACCCGCAUCAAUGUUAUGGUAUCCGGAUACAUUUUUGUAUAAUACAGCUGAUAAUACGGGAUAUUUAAUACCACAAGAAUCACAAAAUAUGGUUAUUAAUAACAAUGGUAUCGUUGUAUGGCCAAUGCCUCUGGCACAUUUAAGAACAAGAUGUCGAAUGGGCAUCAAACAUUUUCCAUUCGAUGAACAAUCGUGUGAAAUGGUAUUUGGAUCAUGGAGUCAUACAAAAAAAUUAAUUCAAUACAAAUUUUGGGAAGAACAUCCAGAACUUCCUGAUUAUGCACCGAAUAAUGAAUGGAAAUUACUCGCUGUGAAACAAACAAUAAAAGAACAAGAAUUCGCAAACUGGAUUGAAAAGGAUCCGUUUUAUGAAAUUAAUUUUACAGUUUUAAUUCGACGAAAACCAUUGCAAGCAAUUUAUAAUACUGUUGUACCAGCUUUAAUGUUAACAAUUUUAACAUUAGUAUCAUUUUUUAUUCCAUUCGCACAAGAAAUGCAGAUAGGCAUUAGUAUUAUGUUAGCUUAUUCGGUGUUUAGUUUACGUCUUAGUGAAGAUGUUCCAUCUCAGAGUGAUUCUGUUCAUUUGAUUAGUUUAUAUUUAACGGUGUGCAUGUGUUAUUCUCUCUUGGCCAUGACAUGGUUUGCUUUUACAAAUAAAUUACGUGAAAAAAAACGUUUACCAUACUGGAUACGAUGGUUAGCAUUAGACUAUUUGGCUUAUGUUGUUUGUGCAACAAACAUGCAUCGAAAAGCGACACGUUUAUCACCACAAUCAACAUCGCGCACAACUACACGACCAUUACCAUCACAACAUUCUCCUUUAUUGAUAACACAGAAUAACAAUGCAAAUAUUGUUGAAUAUUCAAACAGUUUUUAUUCAGAAACAGAUUCUAUCCAAAAUCAUCAUCAAUUUCCAAAACUAAUUAUAUUGCCAAAAUCUCAAACAUUUCUUUCGGAACAAAAUGAACCUGCAUCGUCUCAACGAACAUCAACAACCAUCAAUGGGCGAAGACGACGAAGCUUAACACCAGUCGAUCUACAAAAUGAAACAACAAUUUGGAUUCGACGUGGUACAGUACCUACGACACAUGAAUUUAUUCGUCAUCGACCAAAUGGUCCAUGUGAUAAUACCGUCAGUGGUCAAUCAACACAACGAAAAGGUUCAAGACUGAAAUCAUCAAAGAACACUAUGACAUCUAUUUCAAAAGAUAAAGAGAGUCUAUAUGCAAUUCAUAUUUAUAAUCGUCUCGUAUUUGCAAUGUUUUUAUUAUUUGUAUUUGUUUUAAACAUCUACACGUGGUUCUUCUACUCACGUUUAUUACCUUCGAGUUUAAAUGAACAAAAUUCAAACUGGACUUGUUUCGACGAAAAAAUACUAUCAGUGGUGAAUUGUACAAAUGAUAAAUGA
Molecule: messenger RNA, 1704 nt
Organism: Didymodactylos carnosus
Lineage: Eukaryota; Metazoa; Rotifera; Eurotatoria; Philodinida; Philodinidae
Source: the annotation of a GenBank genome assembly